UCUCUUACCGUUGCUUACUCUUCAUACCAUAGACGAUUUGCUUGCAAACAAGGGGAUUCCCCUAUUGUAUUUCCUGUGGUCAUGAGACGGAUGGUGACUGUUUUGAUUUGUAAUAUACUGACUCCGUCGUCACUGUAGAGAAAUGCAGAGGCUGUUGCGAGAUAUAGCUGUGGGGACCAGUGCUGAUGCUCAGUCCUUUGCUGGGAGAGUGCUGACAAAUACCUGGAACAGUGUGAAGUCUUCAUUGUUUGGAGAGCCAGCUGCCCUUGGUGACAUGGACCAGUACAAGUUUGACCACAAGCGUCGUGGUGUGGCCCUUAUUGUCUGUAAUAGUAAGUUCCAGGGUCACCCUUUUCGCAAGGGAUCGGGAACAUGAUGUCAAACAUUUCGAAAAGACGUUUCUCAAGUUUGGUUUCAGUCCUCGAGACAUCAGAAUUCGGUACAACAUGAAUUCUGGAGACAUGUUGGACUGGUUUUUGGGAGUGUCGAUGGAGGACCACAGUGAUGCUGACUGCCUCAUGGUGGCCAUCUCGUCACAUGGGGAUGAGUACCAGUAUGUAGAUCCUGAACGAUCGAACGUCACCAAGCGGGAAGACCUCAUCCUCACGACUGACAAAGCCAUAUUCACUCGAGACCUGGUGGACAUUUUCAGGGAUGAACAUUGUCAUUCACUUAAAGGCAAACCAAAGAUAUUCUUACUUCAGGCAUGUCGAGGCACCAAGUUAGACGACGGGGUUGAGAUCCUGGAGGAAGAUAUGGACGUGGUAGAUGCAUUGGACGAACCAGAGUAUACAGUAACACCCCCUCCCUGCUUCAAGGACUUCUGUAUUGUGUAUGCCACUCCCCCAGGUCAUUUUGCAUUUCGGCGGCCAUCAGAAGGGUCCUGGUUUGUAAAAGCUUUCUGGGAUGUUGUGGAAAAAGUGGACCUGUCUCGUGUGGAUUUUUUACGUUUGGUGACGCAGGUUAUACACCAGGUGGCGUUCUCCUUCCAGUCGUCAGCCGAUGAUCCAAGAAUAGAUGCCAAGAAACAGUCAGGGUGUAUCUAUUCAAUGUUGACCAAGGAUGUUUACUUCACACCCAAACAAGAAGCUUAUGAGUUGAUGUUAUGAGUGCUGGUGAAAAUUCUUCCACUACAUCCGGUUAUGCAGUUAUGUAGUAGACUGUCGGUAUUUGACAUAUGACAUCUGUGUCUCUAUGAGCUGCCAUACACAAAUGUGAAUCUGUGAACGGCUGAUCACAGAUAUUGGCUCUUACAUACGAAAUCCCAUCAGAUUUUAGCUGCCAUAUUGAAAGCAGCGUAUUUUGCCUUUUAAUGAGUUAUUUGUAACUGUAUCAUUGUGAUAUAUUUUAGAUCACAAACAUACAUACUUUGUUGGUAUGAGCUGCCAAAGUAGUACUGUGUGGGCCAUACUUGUUUUCAUCAAUUGUUGAAUUUUGGCUUGAUCCCUAAACAGAAUAUCUUUUAUAUUUUAUAACUGGCUGAGAAAGAUCCUUUGACUUUUCAGAAUUUGUGCAUAUGUGAUCCAGACAAUGGCAGUGUUCAUUCAAGCGUUUCUAAAAGUGAGCCCAUGGCCCACCAGCCCUCAGUUAUGUGGGUAUUUUCGAAAAUAUUGUGGGUCAUGUCAAAUUGCUGUGACUUUUUAGCCAUCCACUACUAGUUAAUAGUAUGAGUUCACUUCCUUUUAUAAACUUUCAGUCCAGGUGAGGUCAACACGAGAAACCAAAGACGCACUUGAGUUUUGCUUGAGUUGCUAAGUGAAAACAAACUUGUGAUGUGUUUCAGACAUACAUUUAAGGAUGCGCCGACACGACCUAAUCAUACCUGUACAGUAUGCCAAGUUAAACAUUGGUGUACGAAUGGCGCACGGGCUCGGUCUAGAAUGAACACUGAAUGGUGUUCCUAAUAUGAAUUCACAGAAUUCUGAUCCCACCUCGAACAUGACCGCCAUGGAAUCAUGCUGGUCAGAAGCACCAAUGUCAGAGUUUGAGAGGUACCAUGACAACAAACUGUUAAGUACCUGUAGUUCUGAGACCAUCUUUAAGUGGCAGGUGGUCCUAACACUACAUGACAAGCCUACAAUCAACAGUAGGUCAAUUGGAAGUUUACAGGAUGUUCAUUUGGAUGAGUGCCAAAUCAUAUCAGUGACAAAUUAGUGCUCAUAAGGAAAUCAGUGAUGUAUUUUGAAAUGUAUCACUGGACUAUAUUCUAGAAAUGAAGUCAACACUGACAGACUACUUUCACAUUCCUGAGGAAUCCCCUGGGAAUUCUCCAGUGUCUAUGAAUACCAAACCAUUGUUAAGUUCUUAACGAGACUUUCAUUUCCUUCUCAGGGUUUUGACACAUAUUAGAAAAAGUCAGUGUUUUGAAUACAUCCAUGACAGAAUAUCUUUGAUAUGAUCCAUACUAGUGGACAUGACAAUAGAAGCAUACUAAAACUGAGAGCCCUCUGUAGUUAUCCAAAAUCUUAUUUCAGCACUUGGAACUUCACCAAAAAUGCUAUGGAAUGCCUUGUUCUUUCAUAAUACCAUAGUUAAUUUGUCAUAGAUUAUAUAUAGUGAUAUGAAAGAAUCGGUGAUCCUUCUUUUUGUUUAAUAAUAUGUAUUAUAUUUGUAUAUAACACAACUUUCUAACCAUGCUAUUGGUCAAUUAUCCUGUGAACUCUCAUUCAACGAAGGGUCAUAUGUCAAAGGAAUCAAACUGAAACUCUGAAGAUCAGUUCUUGUUUUGCUCAUAUCGUUGUCAGAAUUGUCAGAUAUUUCUCCCUUUUAACUUUUCAAAAUGUUUAUCAAUAAGUCAAAAUACACAAAUGAGCAGAUUUUUAUACUUUGCAACAAUGAUAUCAAUUCAGGAGAAACAAUUCAAGGGAGACAAUCCAAACUCUGGUCCCUGAAUGGCAUUUAGAAGAGAUAUACAUAAAGAUGAGAGUUUUAUGGAUGUCAGCUGCUUUAUUCACCUCAUGAAGGAGUAAGGAUAUAUUCCGAAAUGUUAUGUUCCAUAUAAUAAAGAAGUUGACAUCCAUAAAACUCUCUUCCUUAAUCCAAAAUCUGAUCGCCUUUCUGUUGUGUUGAAGUAUUCUGGAAUCAGUUUGAUCAAAAGUUUUAUGGCCAUUGUCUGUGUGGACAAAAGUCACAUGCCAGUAUAUAUGGAACCCCCGCUUGCCUUAGGUUUGGUGCUCAGUGCUGCUUCUUGUAUUUACAUAAGUUAUUCCAAUUACCGUUAUGUAUUUUUGAAAAUACAAUAAGAUGUUGUUGAUAAACAUAACUGUGUUUACAGUGUCAAGUUUGGUGCACAGAAAUAGAUUCUAUUACUUAUAUUUUCUCUGAUUUAUCAUAUUCUAUGCAACUUUAUACUUUUUAUGAAGAUUUGUGUAUGUUUUGUUAUUUAUUUCAUGUGUACUGAAAAGUGUUGCAUUUUCACUUGCCAAUUCUUAUGGGUUUUUUUUCAAUCAUUCUCAGGCAGCUGAAUCAUUUGAUAUUAUCAUGAAAUGCUGUUGUGGAGGGAACAUAUCCUGGCUAGAAAUCUUAACUUUUCUUUCAUUUCAAGCUGAAUGGUACAGAUAGGUAAGUGGUACCUACAGGUUUGGGGCAGAUAGGUCCUGUAAUUUGUUUCUCAGUGACUUUUUAUCCUGUUGCUUGUCUUACCAGACACAAAAUACUGUAUAUCCUAUUCUCAUAAAAAGUUUGAAUGGGUGAGUGAGUGAGUUUAGUUUUACACCGCUUUUAGCAAUAUUCCAGCAAUAUCACAGUGGGCGACACCAGAAAUGGGCUUCAGACAUUGUACCCAUGUGAGGAAUCGAACAUGGGUCUUCAGCGUGACGAGCGAACGCUUUAACCACUUGGCUACCCCACCGCCCCAGUUUGAAUGGAUGCAAAUAAUAUACAAUAUAAGUCUCAAAAAGGCCACAAGAAUCAUAUUACUCAAAAGAAGUUAAGGAACACCACAUAUUUUUCAUAUGACUGUCAUUCCAGAUUAACUGUAGCCUUUCAAAAAAUAUGGUUUCUUUAAAUUUGUUUUGGGUGCUAUAUGUCCUUUUCAGUCAUGAUAGUGAGUGAGUGGGUUUAGUUUUAAGCCGCUCUUAGCAAUAUUCCAGCAAUAUCACAGCAGGGGACACCAGAAAUGGGCUUCACUUUGAAUCAGAAUAAGUACCGGUAAUUAUAAAUUUGAUUGAUAUUAUUGUUGACAAAAGGUACAAAGAAAGUUAGUUCAUUUCUAAUAUUUUACAAUCAGUCACCAGAUGAAGUACACCUUUUAGGUUGUUUCAAUAGUCAGCAGUCCAGUCAUAUGUGCCACUCUUAGCAUGAGACCCCAGUUUAUGUGCCCAAACUCUCUGAAAAUAUUUUCAAUCUGGAAAAUAUUUUCCUGGUCAGGUAUGGGCACCUUGUCAUUUCUGUGAUAUUUUUCAUUUUAUUUUAACAUAUAUAUACUACUCAAAUUUGCUAAGGAUAAAAAUACCUUUAGUCAAAGGUGUGGUUGUCAGCAAAUGAUAAUUAAUAUAUUAUUGUGUAAUCCUGUAUUGCUGCACUGUCAUUAGUUAUAUUUCAAAGGAUAUUGUAGGAUUCAGUACUAUUUCCUAGGUGAUACAUUCAUACUGUCUGCACCAUUCCAUUUUGUAGGAUCAGAUUAGAGAUUGGGAGAUCCGAACCUCCUUUUGAGAUUUGAGGUAAUCUCACUGCAGAAUUCAUGCCUCUUCUUUCUGUUUUGGAACCAAACUCUUUAGCAUGUAUAUUGUACGAAAAAGUUUGAUAUAGGGGUAUCCAUUGGAAAUCAUAUACCUCAUUGUAACCAAUCAAAAUCUAGUAUUCUUCAGAGUCUUGGAAGAAUUAUCAUUAUUCAACACAUUGUAUGUCAUAAUUCCCCAGGUGACCUUGUCAGUAUGGAGCAUGUUGUUCGGCCCUGAUAAAUGAUCUGUUUAGUUUGUUUGUUUUCACAGUGCCUCUUUAAACCAGUGAUUGUUGAUUUGAUGUUAGUAGAUUGUAUGCGUAAAUGUUUCACUGAAUGAAAAACGUUUGUAUGUAUUUGGGAGUGAGUAUGAUUUUAUGCCGCUUUUAGCAACUUUUCAGCAAUAUCACAUGGGGAACACCAGAAAUGGGCUUCACACAUUGUGCCCAUGUGGGGAAUCAAACCCGGGUCUUCCGCGUGUUGAGCGGGCGCUUUAACCAUUAGGCUACCCCACCGCCCGCUGUAUUUGGGAUGUCAUCAUAUUCUUAUGUUUUCUUAUACAUGUAUAUAUGUAUUUAUUUUAUAUAUCUGUGGUAUAGUUAGGUAUUUCUUUGUGGUUCCAGUGAAUCUGUAUUUGUUUCAGUUGUUUUACUUUUAUGUGAUUUAGUGCCAUUGUUUUCUGUUGAAUAACAAUAUUGAGUUUGUCCCUGUUGAUGUAUUACUAUAGUCAUUAUAGAUACUGGUUGUUAUCAUGAUUAUACGGAUUACACAAACCCUGUGUACAAAUUCAUGUAUUACAAGGAAUGGGAAAAACAAGAUUUGUGACAGUUGAUUGUGUGGUCCAGACACGAUUAUUGACAGACUGCCAUCAUACAGCUGGAAUAUUGCUGAGUGUGAGUGAGUGAGUAUAAUUUUACGCCGCUUUUAGCAAUAUUCCAGCAAUAUCACGGCCGGAGACACCAGAAAUGGGCUUCACACAUUGUGCCCAUGUGGGGAUUCGAACCCGGGUCUAGGCUACCACUAGGCUACCCCACGGCCCCUGCUGAGUGUGGCUUUAAGCAACAUACACACAAAACCUUCAAACAAUCCAGGCUCACCUUUCACCUUUCAACAUUUUAGGCUGUAGUCUCGUCACAGACUUGUGAUCAACUCUUCAAAGCCAGAUACUUACGCACGUGUCAUUUGAUUGGACCAAGUUUAUUGUGAAUUGAUAUGCUCAUAUUUGUUAUGCAAUUUUAAAUUAUUUAAUUUUAGUCACAGCCAUGUACAUUUACUUUUUUAAAAACACCAUUUGUUAUUGUUUCUGUGUAUGUUGUAUCUACUAUAUGUACUUUUUGUCCUCAAUAAUCACAAAUUAAUAAAUUAUCUAUUCUCAUA
Haliotis rubra (blacklip abalone) is the source of this 6037-nucleotide messenger RNA. Its product is annotated as caspase-7-like. The coding region runs from base 447 to 1109 and encodes 220 amino acids. Gene Ontology annotation, biological process: proteolysis. NCBI's taxonomy places the organism in Eukaryota, Metazoa, Mollusca, Gastropoda, Lepetellida, Haliotidae. The record is from RefSeq and is a predicted model, not a curated record. Gene Ontology annotation, molecular function: cysteine-type endopeptidase activity. The transcript has 7 exons.